Panicum virgatum (switchgrass) is the source of this 1504-nucleotide messenger RNA. RefSeq names its product acidic endochitinase SE2-like. Gene Ontology annotation, biological process: carbohydrate metabolic process. Lineage: Eukaryota; Viridiplantae; Streptophyta; Magnoliopsida; Poales; Poaceae. Gene Ontology annotation, molecular function: chitinase activity. Gene Ontology annotation, cellular component: extracellular region. The record is from RefSeq and is a predicted model, not a curated record. The coding region runs from base 500 to 1396 and encodes 298 amino acids. The transcript has 2 exons.
GACAGCUUCAGCAUGUGCGACGAGCAAAACGAAUGCAAAACGCUCCAUGUUUCAUGGCAUCAUGACUGAAAAUGAAGGAAUGCAAACCAUGUAGGCAGAAAAGAAGUUGGUCAAAAAAAGAGAGCAAACUUUGCCGCAUGCCAUGUUGUGAUUCAGUUGAGUACGGUGGAGCGUUUUUUACUUUAACUCAGCUCCGAUGAUUAUCCUUUAUUUUAAUGAACAGGGAAGGUAAACUGCAUACCGGAGUAACCGGUAACAAAUAAAUCCAACUUUACUUAACCGCAACUACUGAAUGUAAAUUCACACUUGUGCGGACGAACCACGGCACGAAACCUACUCAAAAUUUUCUCCACGGCGUUCACAUUGUUUAUGCUAACACUGCCAAACCAUUAUAAAAGGGAGACACCACAAUGCACAAUUCGCCAUCCAUCUCUUUACUCAGAACUCGUUAAACUUCCCUACAAUUAUAGCCAACUGGGCACGCUGAACUGCUGAAGCCAUGGCAAGCCGAGCUCUGACUCCCUUCCAGCUCGUGGCCAUCCUCUUGGUGGCGUUCCUUGCCACAUGCCACGCUGGCGGCAUCGCCGUCUACUGGGGCCAGAACGACGGCGAGGCGUCCCUGUCCGACACGUGCGCGUCCGGCAACUACAAGUUCGUCAUCCUCGCGUUCGUGUACAAGUUCGGCAAGGGGCAGACGCCGCAGCUGGACCUUGCCAGCCACUGCGACCCCUCGUCGGGCGGCUGCACGGGGCUGAGCGAGGACAUACGUUCGUGCCAGAGCAGCGGCGUCAAGGUCCUGCUCUCCAUCGGCGGCGGCGAUGGCAGCUACGGCCUGACCUCCGAGGGGGACGCGCGCGACGUGGCCGCGUACCUCUGGAACAACUACCUCGGCGGCUCGUCGUCGUCCCGGCCCCUCGGCGACGCCGUCCUUGACGGCAUCGACUUCGACAUCGAGCUCGGCGGCGCCAAGUACUGGGACAGCCUCGCCAGGGACCUGAAGAACAUGGGCAAGAACCAGGGCGGCAAGGGGGUGCUGCUGAGCGCGGCGCCGCAGUGCCCGUUCCCGGACGAGUGGGACAGCAACGCGAUCAACACGGGGCUCUUCGACUUCGUGUGGGUGCAGUUCUACAACAACCCGCCGUGCCAGGUGAGCGCGGGCCGCGGCGCGUUCAUGGACGCUUGGAAGCAGUGGGAGUCAGUGCCGGCGGGGCAGAUCUUCCUGGGCCUGCCCGCCUCCAAGGACGCCGCGGACACCGGGUUCGUGCCCGCCGGCGAUCUCAACUCCAACGUGCUGCCGCUCAUCAGGGGCUCGCCCAAGUACGGCGGCGUCAUGCUCUGGUCCAAGUACUACGACGAUCGCACGGGAUACAGCUCGGACAUCAAGAGCUACGUGUGAAUGUGAUAUUUGCUUGCUCAGCUUCAUGUCUCUCGAGUCUCGACAUGUUACAGUCUUACAGAUACAGAGCUGCGGUAUACUGUAUUCCCUAGUGCAGUGAUUUGUUGU